Messenger RNA from Orycteropus afer afer, 561 nucleotides. RefSeq names its product galectin 12 (gene LGALS12). Gene Ontology annotation, biological process: intrinsic apoptotic signaling pathway; lymphatic endothelial cell migration. NCBI's taxonomy places the organism in Eukaryota, Metazoa, Chordata, Mammalia, Tubulidentata, Orycteropodidae. The coding region runs from base 16 to 561 and encodes 181 amino acids. The record is from RefSeq and is a predicted model, not a curated record. The transcript is spliced from 4 exons. Gene Ontology annotation, molecular function: lactose binding; integrin binding.
AGUGCCCCCACCCCCAUGUCACCUGGAGAAAAGCUGGACCCACUUCCUGACAACUUCAUCCUGCAGCCACCAGUCUUCCACCCGAUUGUUCCUUAUGUCACGACAAUUUUUGGUGGCCUGCACACAGGCAAGAUGGUCAUGCUACAGGGAGUAGUACCCCAAAAUGCACGCAGGUUCCAGGUGGACUUCCAGUGCGGCUGCAGCCUAGAGCCCCGGCCAGAUAUCGCCAUCCACUUCAACCCUCGCUUCCACACCAUCAAGCCCCACGUCAUCUGCAACACCUUGCGUGGUGGGCACUGGCAAGCAGAAGCCCGGUGGCCUGGCCUGGCCCUGCAGAGAGGGGCCAGCUUCCUCAUCCUCUUCCUCUUUGGGAAUGAGGCGGUGAAGGUGAGCGUGAAUGGACAGCACUUUCUCCACUAUACCUACCGGCUCCCACUGUCCCGGGUGGACACACUGGGCAUAUUCGGUGACAUCUUGGUGAAGGCUGUUGGGUUCCUGAACAUCAAUGUAAGUUUCUCUGGUACCAAAGCCUGUGCGGCAGCAGCUUCUGAUGUCCUCUGA